Molecule: messenger RNA, 1679 nt
Organism: Mytilus californianus (California mussel)
Lineage: Eukaryota; Metazoa; Mollusca; Bivalvia; Mytilida; Mytilidae
Exons: 10
Coding region: 29-1561 (510 amino acids)
Source: RefSeq, a predicted model, not a curated record
UCAAUCGUCUGCUUUGCCGGUGUUGAAAAUGAACUGGAUGGGAGGCUCUAGAAGUCGAAUACGAACGCAAAAUGAAAGGAAAUUACAGCGUGAAUUUUUUGAAAGAAAGAAAUUUGCAGAUAAAGUCCAAGUUUACAGAAGCAUUGGAGGAACUGGUAUAAGAAAACAUGGACUUGGUCAGGAUUUAAGAGCCUUUCAGACAGUUAAUGUAGCACAUUCACAUCAUAAAGUAGGAUGUGAUACAACAUCAAGACCAGUGAAAAAAGUCGAUUUGGAUGUUUUCAAGCCUGCAUUUUCUCGUAUGGUAGAAGAUAUUAAUCUUGGAACUGUAUCACCUACAUCAUCUGUUUCAAAAAUCAGUUUGAAUGAACCAAAGUACGAGACAAAGGAGGCAAAUGAAUUGUCAUCAUUUGUAAAACCAGAAAAUCAGAUUGAUAUGAAAACAAGUAAAUCUAGUGUGAAGUUUGAGCCAUAUUCUAGUCCAAAUCCAUACAAGUUUAAGAAGCCUGAGCCAAAGUUGAAAUUUCAGUUUAAAGAUUAUGACAGGAGUUUUCCUAACAAAUUUCAGCAUAAAGAUUUGGAACCUGAGACACCAAGGCUUGAAAGUUUUCAUGAAUCAUACAUGAGUGAAAAGAAUAGUUUUAAAUAUUCAUUAUUUAACACAGACAAUCAACAAAAUAUUAAUCAGAUCACAACCCCACACAAGCAUCUAUUAGAUAGGAAAAAUAAAAACUUGCACAAGGACUCUUCCAAUGACCUACCCAUUGCUCAGUUCGAUAAAUCUUUGUCUUCACAGAGGUCAAGUAAUGGACUGAAUGUAAAAUUCUGUGAAAGAACAACAGAAAUUCAUGUACCUUCAAAUUAUUCAAAAAGUAAACAUAAAAGAGCAUUUGAAAAGUAUGAUAAAAAUAUCUCACAAAAAUCUUCAGAAAAAAGAAUGUUUGUUUCUGAAGACUUCCAGAUAACACCUUUGAGGAAGUACCAGCAAGAGUCUGAAUCUCCACAGAGACCAAAUAACACCCAAAAAAGGCACAAGAGUUCCUUGAACGACAAGUCACCAAUAGACAUCCAUAAUAGAAUAUUCAGUUCCUCUGAUUUUAUAGAAACCCCGUUGAAGAGAAGAAAAUUUACUUUUCCACAUUCUACAUCACAGUUAUAUCCAAUAACAUCAACACCAUUACCAAAAAUGUCCACCAAAGCUUCUCCAGAUGUUAGAAGAAUGCUGAAAAAACAAUUGCACAUACCAGAUAUUGUGGAAGAUCAGAACAUUUCAUCACUGGUACUGGAAAAACCUGGUGGUUUGAAGUUAUAUCAUUUUCAAGAUCACAAAGAUACUGUUGCAUGUUCUGAAGCAUCAGGAAAGUCAAGGACUUCAGAUGAUUUGGAGAAUUGUUCACCAUGUGAAGCAACAGUUUUUCCAGAUGACCAAGUUAGAGAUUAUAGAAUUGAAAACACAGACAAGUGUAGAUUGGAUAGGGACUUGAUCGGAAUGAAGAUAGGUUUAAGGAGAAGUCCUGAAGAGUUAUCUGAUAGUACAGUCCAUCAAGGAAAAGAAGUAUAAAGGGAAAAGGCAGUACAGAUUCUCAGAUGGCUGAAGUGCUUGAAGAAUUAACAGAACUUGAAAAACAAGACGGUUCAGAAGACGUAUUUGAUAUAGAAGAGGCACUCAUAAAUGGAGA